GCCGCCGACGCGGACCCCGCGGAGCGGCCAGCCCCGGGCAUGUACCGAGACUUCGGGGAGCCGGGACCGAGCUCCGGGGCCGGCGGCGCCUACGGCGGCCCCGCGCAGCCCCCGGCCGCGGCGCAGGCGCAGGCGGCGGCCGAGCAGCAGAAGUUCCACCUUGUGCCAAGCAUCAAUGCUCUGAGUGGCAGCCAAGAGUUGCAGUGGAUGGUGCAACCCCACUUUCUAGGGCCAAGCGGCUACCCCAGACCUCUGACCUACCCUCAGUACAGCCCUCCACUGCCCCGGCCAGGAGUCAUCCGGGCCCUGGGACCACCUCCGGGGGCACGCCACCCACCCUGCGAACAGAUCAGCCCCGAGGAGGAGGAGCGCCGCCGAGUGCGGCGGGAACGGAACAAGCUGGCCGCGGCCAAGUGCAGAAACCGGAGGAAGGAACUGACCGACUUCCUACAGGCGGAGACCGACAAACUAGAGGAUGAGAAAUCCGGGCUGCAGCGAGAGAUCGAGGAGCUGCAGAAGCAGAAGGAACGCCUGGAGCUGGUGCUGGAGGCCCACCGCCCCAUCUGCAAAAUCCCCGAGGGCGACAAGGAGAGCGGCCCGGGCAGCCCACCGGCACCCUGCCGCCCCGUGCCGUGCAUCUCCCUUUCCCCAGGCCCAGUGCUGGAACCUGAGGCUCUGCACACCCCCACCCUCAUGACCACACCCUCUCUGACUCCUUUCACCCCUAGUCUGGUGUUCACCUAUCCUAGCACACCAGAACCAUGUGCCUCAGCUCACCGAAAGAGUAGCAGCAGCAGUGGGGAUCCCUCCUCUGACCCACUGGGCUCCCCUACCCUCCUUGCCUUGUGAGACACCCUGCGCAUGCCCUGCAGGUGCUCCUCGAGCUAAGGCAUUUCCUUUCCCCCAUUGGUCCAGCUGGUCUGGACUCAUUCCAUACUCAUUGCCAACUGGGCUUCCAUUCUUCCCCCAGAUGAGACAUCUUCAAGGUAGUGCCAGCUGAGGGCAACCAAAACUACCCACUGUUUCUUUGGGACGCUUAAUCAGAGAUAAUGCUAUUAAUCAGAGAUGAAAAAAAUAUUUCCUGCCAGUGGCUCACACCUGUAAUCCUAGCUACA
Messenger RNA from Perognathus longimembris pacificus (Pacific pocket mouse), 1115 nucleotides. It is a transcript of the gene Fosl1, whose product is annotated as FOS like 1, AP-1 transcription factor subunit. Gene Ontology annotation, biological process: regulation of transcription by RNA polymerase II. Gene Ontology annotation, molecular function: RNA polymerase II cis-regulatory region sequence-specific DNA binding; DNA-binding transcription factor activity, RNA polymerase II-specific. Gene Ontology annotation, cellular component: nucleus. The transcript has 4 exons. The record is from RefSeq and is a predicted model, not a curated record. NCBI's taxonomy places the organism in Eukaryota, Metazoa, Chordata, Mammalia, Rodentia, Heteromyidae. The coding region runs from base 40 to 849 and encodes 269 amino acids.